AAACGGUGACAAAAUGCAGAUUGUCGUUCAGCAGCUUUUGAAGUCGUAUUAGUUAAUCUAUCAACGGAGGUGGAUAGAUAGCUCUUCCAAUCAAGGCUUUUUGUAACGACCUGCCCACAGCUUCUAGUAUGUAUAUAAAGACAGUGUGACAUGAUCUGUUGAUUAAAAACCAAUGUUUUCGCGAAAUCUACAACAUCGUCACUGUUUGGAUUAUUUUUGUCAGUAUUAAAAUGAUGAAAAGUAGCAGUUCGCGUGGCGCCAACGGCGACAGGGUAAAAUAUUCUGCCAUAAAAUCUGAUGACUCAAAUCCGAAUGAAGGUUUUACAGAAAAGUCUUUGUUGUUGGAGAAUAUGGAAAGUUUGAACAUUUCUUCACCAGUAAGGAAUAAGACCACCCAAAAUGUGAAGGAACUGACUGAUUUACAUAUAUGUGAUGAUACAAACAAAAGUGAUAAAAGUGAAGCAGACGGUAAUAACGGUGCUAAGGACGAUGUACGAGCUAAACCUCAAACUGAUGUUAAAGUUAUAAACACAGCUGGUGAUAAAGACGUUGAUUUACGUGACCAUCAGGGCGCCAGACCAAAAUUCCCAGUAUCUCAAAGAUCUACAACAGAAACUUCCGGCGGAAGUACAGAUACAGUAACAGACGACAAUAUCGACAUCGUCCGAAAGAUGAGCCAGCCGCAAUCUGAGAAUUACGUCCCUUGGAGGAAUGUAGGGCCAUACCACACAUUAAAGCAGAAGAAAUGUCAGAGACUGUACGCGGCUACUGGACGUAUCGACGACCUGGCGUUAUUCUUUCAAAACGGCAGAUUUUACGCCAUGGAGGCUUGGUGUACCCAUAUGGGCGGACCGUUGUUCGAAGGUGAUAUAGAAGAUUACAAUGGCAAAUGUCACGUGAUGUGUCCAUGGCAUUCUUACAUGUUUGACUUGGAGACUGGCACAAACGAAAUAGGACUGCAGGUUCACGAUCUGAAGCUAGAGGCUGGACAAAUUUAUGUACGUUAUCAUACAGAAGUGACCACAGAGUCCAACAGAAAAGCAUCUGUACCUACUGGGCCCCGAAUAAUAAACAGACCGCCGGAGGGUAAACAUGAAAAAAUGAGGAAAUUGUCUGUAUUGGACACACCUAUAAAACUGGCUUAAUUGACUGAAAAUUCGUGUAUAUUUAUUCGUGAUUGUAAUAUUGUAUUGAAAACUUGAAGUUGAACUUGAAUUUUCAUCAACAUUAACCCUUUUUCACAAGUCUUUGAUAUUCAGAAAGAUCCAAAGUCUAUCGCAAAAACGAGCAUCGGUAAAUAAAAAUGUAGCUUAUAUUGCGCAUUUACAUUUUAAUUAAUGCCAUACUGUCGGCACUUUGUGGAGAGCUAAAAUUGAAAUUAUAUUAAACAUUCAUUUGGAACAUGGUCG
Molecule: messenger RNA, 1409 nt
Organism: Mercenaria mercenaria
Lineage: Eukaryota; Metazoa; Mollusca; Bivalvia; Venerida; Veneridae
Exons: 4
Coding region: 231-1145 (304 amino acids)
Molecular function (GO): 2 iron, 2 sulfur cluster binding
Source: RefSeq, a predicted model, not a curated record